AUGCCAGAAAAUAAAAAAGCAUUGAAAAUAACACAUGUGAUAUUUGAUUUGGAUGGAUUAUUAAUUGAUACAGAGCCAACAUAUACGGAAUCGCAUACAUUUGCAAUGAAACAUUAUGGGAAAAAUUUUACACUUGAUUUAAAAUCCAUUACAAUGGGUAUGACACAUGAUCCAGCGAUUAAAAUGCUACUUGAUAAGGUUGGCUUAACUGAUAAAGUGACCGUAAAAGAGUAUGAUAAUUUUUAUCAUCCAAUACUUCUCGAGAAAUUACCACAAUGUCCAAAAAAUGCCUGGAGCAUUACGAUUAGUGCGACAUUUUCAUUCUCACAAUAUACCGAUGGCAAUAUGUUCUGGUUCAAGUAG
Messenger RNA from Loa loa (African eye worm), 363 nucleotides. RefSeq lists its product as hypothetical. The coding region runs from base 1 to 363 and encodes 120 amino acids. Gene Ontology annotation, molecular function: phosphatase activity. NCBI's taxonomy places the organism in Eukaryota, Metazoa, Nematoda, Chromadorea, Rhabditida, Onchocercidae. The record is from RefSeq and is a predicted model, not a curated record. The transcript is spliced from 2 exons.